AGCCAGCUAUCGACUGCAAUAAUGUCCCUGCAAAUGGUUUCAGUGAACAGCAGUAACAACCUAAUACAGCCAGGAUUCUCCUUACUCGAUUUUCAUGGUGAAGUCUUUCUUUUUGGGCAAAAAGGGUGGCCUAAACGAUCCUGCAGCACAGGCGUUUUUCUUCUUCAUCUCAAGGACCAUCUACUGAAACUUAAACCCGUUUCAUUUUCAUCGGAAUCAUGCUACCUUCCACCGCUGCGCCGGCCUGCAAUAACUCAUUACUCGGAUCCCUCAGAAACAGGAAGCCUUUAUUAUAUCAUUCACGGUGGGAGAACUCCGAAUAGUGAAGUGCCUAAUUCACUUUACGUCAUGAGGGUUUAUGACAAUACUGCCAAAAAGAGAACAUCUCUUUGUUGCAGUGAAAAAAAUCUAAAAGGAGAUGUCCCCACAGGAAGAUAUGGCCACACCAUCAAUGUGAUUCAGAGCAAGGGACAAACUAUAUGUGUCUUGUUUGGGGGUAGAUCCUACCAGCCUCCUGGGCAAAGAACCACAGAAAACUGGAACAGCUUAGUCGAUUGUUUGCCUGAGGUUUAUCUGAUUGAUAUGAACACCGGCCAUUGCACAUCCCACAUGCUACCAGAAAUAGAAGAAGGAUUUUCAUUCCAUGUUGCUGUUUCAAAAAUUGACACCAUCUAUAUAUUAGGUGGCCACUCCAUCAAAGACAAUCAUCGCCCUGAAAGAUUGCUUAGUCUAAAAGUAGAUCUUUCAGGCAUCCAUCCCAGUGUUAAAUGUACAGUACUGCAUGGGGGUAUCUCUGUAUCAAGUGCAAUAGUGACCCAAGCUGGCAAAGAUGAAUUCAUCAUUGUUGGCGGCUAUGAAUCUGAGAGUAAGAAGCGAAUCAUUUGUAACACCAUCGUUUUGGAGAAUGAUAGCAUUCAGAUAUUGGAUAAAGAUCCCCCAAUGUGGACUAGUGAUAUAAACACAAGCAAAACCUGGUUUGGCAGCGAUAUGGGAAGUGGUGCAGUGUUAAUAGGAAUUCCUGGAAAUACAAAACAGGAUACAUCAGAAGCAAACUACUUCUAUAUAGCACAUUUUGGACAGCCAAAAGAGGAGAGCCAAAUGUCUGCCAGCCAGGAAUCCUUUACUGAUCCUGAGGAAUGCAGUGCAUUUGAAGAUUCAGAAGAAUUUCACUUUGUAGUGGAACCAGAUUCCUCUGAAUAUGUGGAAAACUUGAAUGAAGGUGAUGAAGAAGGAUAUUGGAUAAAAUGCAGUGCCAACUGCAAUAUGAAUAUCAAGAUCUGGGUGCCCUAUUAUUCCACAGAACUCAAUAAACCAGCAAUGAUCUUCUGUUCAAAUGCAGGUGAUGAUGGACACUGGGUACAUGCUCAGUGCAUGAAUCUCACAGAAUCACAGCUAAUCCAGUUUUCUCAGGAGAACAUAACGUACUUUUGCAAUGAACACUUUAUUGAGAGAAGCAUUAAAACUCCACCAAAGAUAAAGCAGAUAAAGCGAACACCAAUAAAAACCCCACGUAAGAAGUCACCAGCAACACUGAAAAGGACACCAAUGAAGAAAAGCUUCCUGAAGAGACUGUUUGAUUGAAAUUGUAAAACUUAUAACAAAAAUACUGCAUGCAGAUAAUUAUAAACAGUACAGGGUUCUGACUUUUAGCAUAUUCCAGACCUAUUACUGCAUUAAGAUAUCAGUCGUUAUUUUGUGGAAUAUAAAUGCAGCAA
Amblyraja radiata (thorny skate) is the source of this 1715-nucleotide messenger RNA. It is a transcript of the gene rag2, whose product is annotated as recombination activating gene 2. The record is from RefSeq and is a predicted model, not a curated record. Gene Ontology annotation, biological process: V(D)J recombination. Gene Ontology annotation, cellular component: nucleus; DNA recombinase complex. Bases 22 to 1581 code for a protein of 519 amino acids. The transcript has a single exon. Lineage: Eukaryota; Metazoa; Chordata; Chondrichthyes; Rajiformes; Rajidae. Gene Ontology annotation, molecular function: protein binding; sequence-specific DNA binding.